Scomber scombrus (Atlantic mackerel) is the source of this 1071-nucleotide messenger RNA. RefSeq names its product retinol dehydrogenase 13 (gene crdhl). NCBI's taxonomy places the organism in Eukaryota, Metazoa, Chordata, Actinopteri, Scombriformes, Scombridae. The transcript is spliced from 7 exons. The record is from RefSeq and is a predicted model, not a curated record. Bases 1 to 1071 code for a protein of 356 amino acids.
AUGAAGGCUGAGGCUCCGGGAGGUUUCCUGGUGCUGCCGUGGCCCGGUACCGGUGCCGGCGGCGGCUCGGACCCGGAGGUGGAGGUGGAGGUGGAGGGCCGGGGGGGGCUGCUGCUGAAGUGUGGAGCUCUGCUGGGACUCACUCUGAUCUGUGUGGCGGUGUUGAGGAGGUGGAUUGCAGGUGGAGUGUGUCACAGUUCGGUGCGUCUGGAUGGGAAGACGGUUCUGAUCACCGGAGCAAACACCGGCAUCGGCAGAGAGACGAGCAAAGAUCUGGCACGCAGAGGGGCCCGGGUGGUGAUGGCGUGCAGGGACCUGGCCCGGGCGGAGUUAGCAGCGGAAGACAUUCGUAAGUCGACAGGAAACGGGAACGUGGUGAUCCGACACCUGGACCUAGCAUCGCUGCUCUCCGUCACGACGUUCGCUAAAGAAUUCCUGGAGGGUGAAGACAGACUGGACAUCCUGAUCAAUAACGCUGGGGUGAUGAUGUGUCCUAAAUGGUUGACUGAAGAUGGUUUUGAGACUCAGCUGGCUGUCAAUCAUCUGGGUCACUUCCUGUUGACCAAUCUGCUGCUGCCCAAACUGAAGAGCUCCGCCCCCAGUCGCGUGGUCACGGUGUCGUCCAUCGCCCACCAAGGAGGUCGGAUCGACUUCGACGAUCUUUUCUUCAACAAGCGUCCGUAUAAUUCUCUGCAGAGCUACAGACAGAGCAAGCUGGCUAAUGUACUGUUCUCCAGAGAGCUGGCACACCGUCUCCAUGGUUCGGGGGUGUCCUCCUUCUGUCUCCACCCGGGUGUGAUCCGGACGGAGCUGGGUCGCCAUGUGCACGGCUGGUUCCCCCUGCUGGGGGCGCUGCUGAGCUUCCCCUCACUGAUGCUCAUGAAGACUCCAACACAAGGCUGCCAGACUACACUGCACUGCUCCCUGAUGCCCGGGCUGGAGAGCCAAUCAGGACGCUACUUCAGUGACUGUGUGGAGAAGGAAACGGCUCCGGAGGGGCGGGACGACGCGGUGGCGAGGAAGCUGUGGGAGGAGAGCGCGCGAUUGGUUGGAUUAAAGGACUCGUGUUGA